AUGUCAGCUGCUGUAAAGACUCUCUUCAUCUGCAUUUUAAUUCAAGGCUCUGUYUGCCAGCACUGGACAGCCUCGCUGCCUCAGACGGUUAAAGGCCUGAGUGGAUCGUGUGCGGUCAUCCCCUGCAGCUUCAGCCUGCCUCCAGAGUGGGACCAACACCUGGACGAUUCCUGCAGAGCMAUAUGGAAGCGAGGCAGCUGGAGGCAGACACAAGUGUUUGAUUCCAGCCUCACUGGRGAAAACGUGAAGCUGAACGUCAUGCAGGGAAAGCUGACCGGAGUUCUGCGUGACAAAGACUGCACCGUCGUCUUUAACGACCUUCCAUCCAACAGCUAUGAUCAGUAUUACUUCAGACUGCAGUGUGACAACCCGCUGAAAUUCAACUUUCCUACAAGUGUCCACAUCACGACUCAAGAUUCACUUCUUCAACCUACGGUAACUCCAGCCAGGCUGGAAGUAGAAGAAGGAACUCCAGUGACGCUGAACUGCUCUGCCCUUAACCCCUGUCCCAUUCUUCCUCCGGUUUUAACCUGGACUCCCAGUGUAGGCGACACGGAGGAGAGUGCAGAAGGAAAAUCUGUGAUUUCCAUCAUGAACUUUAACUCUUCCUACAUCCACAACGGACAGACGUUCUCCUGCAGCGCUCUCUACAGCCGACAAGCCGGACACAGUGACCUUGUUUACGAAAAAGGUUUAACCUUACGUGUUUUUUAUGCUCCACGUAACACAUCGGUCAGCUACCUUGAUCCAGUUUCUGAGGCCAGCUCAGUGAUUCUGACCUGCAGCACUGAUGCCAGCCCAGCUGUGGACAGYUACACCUGGUACAAAGUCAACGGAGACCAAGCAGCUGCUGUGGGAUUUAAGAAAAGACUUUCAACGACAGUCACAGAAGCUGAAAGGCAGUUUUUYUGCAAAGUCAGUAACAAAUAUGGAACCCAGAACUCCUCCAUCAUUCAGAUAGACGUUCAGUUUCCUCCAAAGGAAACUACAGUAACUGUCGACCCGACUGGUCCAAUCCUGGAGGGCAGCUCUGUUUCUCUGCUGUGURGCAGCCGUUCGAACCCACCGGUGACCAACUUCACCUGGUUCAGAGAUGAUGAAGUGGAUCAGGAGACCGGGCCCGUUCUAGUUCUUGAUGACAUAAAUCCCAGCCAUGAYGGUGGCUAUCGGUGCACGGCAACAAAUCCCCUGGGAGAAGAAAGUUCAGCGAAGCUCGAGCUGGACGUUCAGUAUCCCCCUAAGAACACACUGGUGUCCGCUGACCCUCCUGGUCCAGUUCUGGAUGGCAGCUCUGUGACUCUGAUCUGCACGACUAUCGCCAACCCAGCAGCCAUAAACUUUACCUGGUUCAGAGCGGCUGGAAGAGAAAAGGAGGUGGUUGGCUCAGAUCAAGACUUUACCUUCAAUGUGACCAAACUCUCAGAAGAUCAAUAUUACUGUGAAGCUCUGAACAUCCAUGGAGCUGAAAACUCACAAUCUGCCAAUAUUGAUGUCAUAUUUCCUCCACAGAUCCUACCCUCUUCCCGAUGCAUCAAAGUUUUAUCCUGGUUUCGAUGUUCCUGCUUCAGUCAGGGUAACCCACUUCCUUCCUUGGUUUGGGAACUGGCCGGGGAACCUGUCAAUCACUCUGCUGACAUUGCGAUCAGGGAAAUAAUUAUUAAACACAAGACCAUUAAGAGUCUCAUAACCCUGUACCGUCUGAAUGAAGACACACCCUCUCUGGUGUGCCUCAGCAGCAACUCACUGGGCUCUGAUAGUCUGGAUUAUAAUAUCUCCUCCAGUGAAACCCCACUCGGCCUCCACGCUGAGUCGCUGCUCAUCGGCUCUGCAGCUGGAGCACUGGGGAUGCUGGUGGUGUGCGUCCCACUGCUGGUUUAUGUUUGCAGGAGAAGCAAAUGCAGAUCUGCACCACACAAUAAACUGUCUGAAACCUCUGAAUGUUCAGUUCUCAAUGUGACUAACUCUCCACCCAUGGAUGUGAUUUAUGAAAACAAAGUUACUGAGAAGGAGGAGGAAGAAGGAAGAAAGGAAGAAAACCAUGUGGACUUAGUUAAACUUCAGGUCAGGUCAGAGGGUGAGCUCGUGGAAGCUGACAGCAGAGGACUGGCCUCAAAGACUGCUGAGUCCACUGAGGUUUACCUGCAUGAUGGAGGAAAUAAGGAAGCUGCAGAAGAGGAAGAGAAAAUUGAAGUCACUCGUUGAAAUGAAUGAAAAUGAUAUUCUUACACGAUGGGUCAAUAAGGAGGUGACUGAGUAACUUUAGGUGUUUUUAUGAGCAGAUUCUGGGCAUCAGAAGCUCAGCUGAGAUUUUUAAACGUUACACUUCAUUAAAUGCAGAAGUGAAGAUAACAUCUGGAUACAACACAAGAGUAAUCACAUGCUUCCAGUCAAAGUUCCUAUUUUAUGUCCAUUUUCUCUCAAAGAUGCCUGUAUUUGUAAUUAAGCCACUAUAUCAAUAACAUUGCUGUUUGUGUUUUUAAUAUCCUCUAGCUGUCUUUGGUAAUAUGGUUUUCUUACUAACUUCAUUCAUAGUGAAAAUAAAGCAAGACUCCAGUUCAGUCAGCAGUAAAAUAAUCAGUUUAUAGUAUUAGCCCAUAAGUACAC
Molecule: messenger RNA, 2604 nt
Organism: Austrofundulus limnaeus
Lineage: Eukaryota; Metazoa; Chordata; Actinopteri; Cyprinodontiformes; Rivulidae
Product: sialic acid-binding Ig-like lectin 11
Exons: 10
Coding region: 1-2202 (733 amino acids)
Source: RefSeq, a predicted model, not a curated record